Messenger RNA from Cimex lectularius (bed bug), 8317 nucleotides. RefSeq lists its product as uncharacterized. The coding region runs from base 437 to 7795 and encodes 2452 amino acids. The record is from RefSeq and is a predicted model, not a curated record. Gene Ontology annotation, cellular component: nucleus. The transcript is spliced from 20 exons. Gene Ontology annotation, molecular function: DNA-binding transcription factor activity, RNA polymerase II-specific; RNA polymerase II transcription regulatory region sequence-specific DNA binding. Gene Ontology annotation, biological process: regulation of transcription by RNA polymerase II. NCBI's taxonomy places the organism in Eukaryota, Metazoa, Arthropoda, Insecta, Hemiptera, Cimicidae.
UCCGUGCCUUUCCGUACGGUCUUAUUUCCCUCAAACUGUUUCUCGGUUUUUCUUUUCUCUGUUCUGUGUCUAUUCAGAAAUAAUUAAUUAAAAAAUCGUGUUUUUUCCUCGGUUUUUUCUCAAUAUAUGAAAAAAUACGAAUAAAACCAAGGUUUUUUCUAAGAAGACAGGAAUGAUCGUGCCAAUGAUCAAUCAGAGAAGUUAGGAGCAGGCCGUUCGUCGACCCGCGGGACCUGUAACGCAGUUGGGUCUGUUAUAUGGUCUACGGGUCGAUGCAUCGCCGCUCUGGGUCCGCAGAAUCAUCGCUGUUCAACCCUGGGAUUUUGGGCCAUAUUGACACUUCGUAACAUGGCAGUCCAGACCUCGGGCUUCUCUCGACCGGUGGACAUGGAGCGUAUAGCCAAAUUCAAUUUUCAAAGGAGGUGACGGAGGUAGGAUGUCGUCUGUAGCAGUUGAGGAGGGUGACCUCAUCGACACCUCGUCGGAAGUCGUAGAUCUCGAUUUGCUGAACGAGGAGGAACUCCUUAGGACACCGCCCGGCGAAGAGGAGACAAAGAGGCUGGCACUUCUCCACCCCGCCGAGCCGAAGCCGACCCAGGGCUCGGAGAUCAACUCGACCAACGGCCUCGAGAUGAAGAUGAGCCUGGAACUGCCCGAGGAGGUGGACUCGACGACGAAAGAAGACGCCCUCGAGAUCAGCUCCAGUGGGGACGACCCGGUCACGUCGACCGAGGGUAAAGAAACAAAGACUGCAGGCGAAGCUGUGAUAGAGAAGACGAACGAGUGUCAGCCACUCGAGGAGAGCAUGUUCGAGCCGAUAAGUAUCAAAGUUUUUUCGAUGGGCAACAAGAACGAGGAGUUCACAAACCGCCAGAUGAACAAACUCCCUGAAAACCUGCUUUUGGAGUUCGACAAGGCAGAGAGAAAUGAGACGGACACGAACGGAGGAGAGGCGUACAAAUGCGUCAAGCAGAUACUCAACAGGAAGGGGCCUGAGAUGAGCUCGUUCGAGAAGCUCACUUCCAUUUCGGACGUCUCGAUCAUCCCCCUUGCCUCGGGGGACAAGGAGCCGGAUGGGAAAGAAGACGGAGCGAAGAAAGAGGAUAAGAUCAAGUGGAGCAUCAUGAAGAACAAAAAGGAGAUGAGGCCGAAGAGGGCGGUCGCGAUGCUGGUGCCGAAGCCGACCCCUCCACCCUGCCAACCGGAGCUACUGCACCCGCUCAAGAUACUCAGGGUGCCACAGUACGCGGAGGAGAAGAAGCAGGCGACAGCCUCCCUCAGACCUACUGCACUCGUCAACCCUUUUCCCCCUUUUCCAGCCGACACGGGGGUCAAGGCGUCCCAGAACGUAGAAGGACACUCGCCGACUGCAGUCGUGGCAGAUUCUUCCGCCAGGAUACUCAACGGCACCUCCGCACCCUCCGCACCCUGGCCCACCAACGAGGAAUCCGUCAAAGAGAAGAAGAGGUUGAUAUCUCCGAGGCCAAGCAAGCAGCAAAAGAACCGUCCGAUGCAGACCUCAAUCCUCGACUACACAAAACCGUUAAUGAGCCAGGUUGCGAAGGCGCCGCAGGCCGCUUCGAAAAGGCCAAAGAAGGCUCUCAAGACAGUGAUAGACCAGCUUGGCGCCAAGAAUGCCCAAGAAGCCAACAUGAUCCAGCAUCUGCUCAACGCCGCCCCACCAGAGACGAUAUGUGUCACGAACGCCCUUGGCGGAUCUGGCGGUGCCGUUUCAAUAGCCCAGGAGCCCAAGACAAUCACCGACCCGUCCGUCGUUGAUAGGCUCAAACGUCUCGGUACUGUAAUUGAACUUGAAGAGAACGCUGAGCUGAUCGAAAAAGAGACAAACUCUUUAGCGUUAUUGGAAAAGAUGACCAUAAACAAACCACAGUCACCUGUAAUAACCGCACUCGAAGACCGGCCUGUCUUUCAAAACAAAGACAUUUCGGUCUUCACCAACGUCCAUCAGGCCAAAAGGCCUCAACCGAUACCCGAGCCUGUCCUUCAGGUGACAUGCACGACUGUACAGAUGUCGACUCCAGAGCCAAACCUCCUGGAACCGGUUAUCGACAUCGUCGAAGACCUCUCCCUCUCCUACGACGGUAAAUUUGUCUUCAAAAUGGAAUCUUUCUUCGUAGAUCUUCCUAACGAGACGAAGGUCUAUUCCUGCGACAUAUGCUCCGCUGUCUACCAUCACUCACACAUGCUUAAAAAGCAUUACCUCAGGUUGCACAUCGCCCGUAAAUACAUACCGGACAGGGAGAUGGAAGUGUACAACAUACAGCCGGAGGCUGUACAGGAGGAGGCGGGCGAGAGGUUGCUGUUCAGGUGUCAUACGUGUCGCCAAUGCUUGCCGACGCGCAACGACCUCAAGUCACACUUAAUGGACCAUCCGCCGCUCACCGAACUCAGCAAGCAAGUCCGCGGCCUCAAAAACUACAAGUGCGAGUCGUGCAGUAUGACAUUCAAAUGGAGAAAGGUCUAUGUAAGGCAUAAGAAAACGUGUAAACCAGGUCAGAGGAAUGACGAAAGGAAAGAAGAUUCUCCUUCGUCCCCCAUUGCAAAGAAAGAAGAUGAAAACCCCGACCUGGUUAAAAUCAAAUCGGUUUAUAAUUUCUCAGACGAGGCGAGUAACAAUCCGACUACGAUUGUAGAGGAUGAACAGAAAAAGGAAAAAACAAAAUCCCCAACACCUGAUACGACUAUGAUCAUAGCUGCCAACUUACACCAUUGUUUAUACUGCAAUGAGACUUUCCUGACUGCUGGUAAAAAAAGAAACCAUAUACUCAGCGCCCAUCCGUAUUUACGACGCUCCCAUAAAUGCGCCUUUUGCAAGAAAGACUAUACGAGUAAUCAAAGCCUUUUUACCCAUCUUCUUGAUGACCAUCCGAUGAAGUAUUUCGGUUGUCUUUCCUGUAAAGAGCGUUUCUUGAAUUUGCCUGAACUCAAGAAGCACAUGGAUGUGAAACACAAUUUAGAGAAGGAUGAGAUGGCAUUGUUGUCAAGGCGUACGUCAUCCCUCAUACAGGAAAAAGAUCAUUUCUUAUGCGAUUCCUGCAGCAGAAUAUUCUUAAUUGAAGGCUGCUUCAAAGGUCACAAGUGCGUUCCUGAGAAACCGCCAAAGCCGCCUAAAAUUAAGAAAUCAAAGCCAUUCGAGAGGGUCGAGAAGACUGAAAAGAGGGUCGAUGCUGAGACCAUUUUUUACAGUCAGGUAUCGCUCAAUGUCAGGGAGAACCUGAUGCACCACCUCGACGGCAAAUUGGACACAACCGAAGACUCGGUAGAAAACGAGCCAAUGCCUCCGUCGCGCACUUUCCUCAACUUUUCCGCUGGUUUCAACCAGCGGCUUGCUGAAGAGCCAGAAGUCGUCAACAGGACCAAAGUGCCUUGGGAGAAGUACAGCUUUCCGAAAACUUAUGAUGGCCGAUGCGGUCUGACUUCGUAUAUAAAAGACAUGUCUUACCUCGACAUAUCGACACAGCUCAUUAUGCGUAAAAACCUGCAGAACCUUGAGUCGAGCCCUUCGAAAGAGCAGUUUGGGGAAGACGUUCCGACUGUGCUCGCCUUAGAGAGGCUGGGUGCCAAGUGCGCCGAGUCGUAUGGACAGGUCAAUGCUGAACAGGAGGAGCACACCCUAGGUGAGCUGAGCGGCGAGUGGGUCCGCGAUCGCACUUACAUAUGCAGUGUCUGCAAAUGGGAGACGCCUUGCCUGUGGACAAUGGAGGAUCACAAAUACGAGGCACAUCCUGGCAUACACUGCCCUCAGCAUGAAUUGGUCGGAGAUCAAAAAACGCUUUCAUACACCAUAUACACAAGAUUAGCACCGGUUGAGGCGCCGUUUAAAGGGCCGAGUCUCCCGACUCCGGAGCCCAUAGCCGAUAUCAAGUGUACAAAAUGUGGUGCCGAUGGAUUCCAGACAAGGGGCGAACUUCAUGUACACAUCCUCGCCUGCGCCGGAGUCGUGGUUCAGCCAUGGCUUCCGACCCCGAAGAAGAAGAAGUGGAAGAAGAAGCGGAGGGGGAGGCGAGGGCUGAAGAGGAACAUACCUUCGACGCCGCACCGGCCGGUGAAACUGCGCAGCAAACCUGGCGAUACUGAUUCAAUCCAGAAAAUGAUUGCCAACUUACCGCCUAAGAGGUUGACACGGCGAGUCGUCGGAUUUGAUGAAAUGGACUUGAAAACAAGGAGUCAGUCAACAAUUCAGAAUGUGCCACCACCGCCAACAGUGCAGAAACAGCAGCAACAAUUGCAGAAGGCGAAAGGCAACAAGAUUAGCCUUAAGCCAAAAGAAGAGAAGGAUCCGUCGAUCCCAGUGAAGGAGACAGAUCUGAUCGACACAUCCGCUGAACGAGGAGACGUCCUGUCGAGCCUUCGCAUGAUGCCGGUCACGACACCGCGUGAGGAGCUCCUUGAGCCGCGCCAGAUCCUGGACAAAGUCCUCGGCGUUAAGCGAGACGAGAACAGCCCCGGUCUGCCUUGUGCCGGCUGCGGUGAGGUGUUCGAGUCCAAGGUGUCACUCAGAAAACACCACAAAAGCUGCGCGUAUUUCCGCGAAUGCGGCCAAGUCACCGAACACAGGUGUAAGACUUGCUCUAGGUCGUUCUCCUAUCUGCUCGCCCUCAUCGAACACUCUUGCGACGAGAUGCCCAAGCUAGAAAUCGAAAAGGACAUGGCACCAGUCAAUUCAUCUGAGAUCCCCGUCCUUGUCCCAGAGGCGAAAAAGGUCGAUAAGAAAGAGGACACGGGUGACCUCAUCUGCGGCAUCUCCUUUGUAGAUGGGCUCAUCAAAUACGAGACUCUAUCGUCGAUUUCACAAGAGACUGACAAUCUACAGAGUGAUGACUCGUCCAGGUCGAAAAAACGAAAGGUAACCACCGAGGCUGACUCCAACAUCAAAAAGAGAAGGACAAGGAAGACCCUAGACAGUGGCAAAGUGCCCAAUGGCCCUGUGAGGCGGAGCCAGGUUGACAGGAACCUUGAUGAAAAGUCAGAACAGGAAGAAAGACAGAAAGACGAAGUUGAGAAUGAAAAACAAGACAGAAUGGAAGAAGAAGAAGAAGAAAAAGAGGAGGAGAAGGAGGAAGAAGAAGAAGAAAAGAAGAAAUUAGAGAUAAAGACUGAAAAGAAAAAAAAGACACAGAAGAAGAAACCAGCCAGGAAGAAAGAAGUCAGAAGGAGGGUUGAAGGUGAACCAAGUCAAAUGCCUGAUGGCGCCAAAACCAUAUCAAAGAAAAAGGAACAAAGAAAGACUGUAAAAGCAAUCGAUGAGAGUCAGAAGAAGAGAGGCCGGCCGUUUGGCGCCAAGACAAAGAGGAAAGGUGAACAGCCAGAAAGGAGGUCGGCGAGAAACAGCAGACAGAACGGCGAACCGACCUUAGAGACAGCGCAGCCAGUCGAGGCACAGGUCCAGCCCCUACCUCAGCCUGUUCUGACAGCCAUGCUGUAUAGUACAGAAGAUGAGAUCGUACCAUUUGAGGAGGUGCCUAAGCCCAGGCAGAGGCCCCUGUCACCCAAGCCUGUAGUAAAGAGGAAGCCUCGAAAACGCGAUGAGAGCCCAGACAGGACAACCAUAGUCGUACAAGUCGAAGUGCAUCCCGAGCCGGCCAAAAGAAAACAUGCUGAGGCAGAACCGGAUGAUGAUGACGUGAGGAAACGUGUCAAACUUGAAGAACAGACUGAAAUUAUAGAAGACACUGAUGCUGAUGGAGAUGCAGAAGUCGUGUCGUCACAGUUGCCCGAUGUGAUUAUCAAAGAAGAACCGUCCGAAGAUCCAACCGUCAUCGAAAUCAAAGAAGAGCCUCCCGACGAUGACGAUCGGCCUGACGACCCCGACGGACCCCAGUCGCAGGACAAGGCGAAACGGAAGAAAAAGCUUAAAAAGAAGAAAACCCUUAUUCAGAAAAUGAAAAUGCUCAAGAAGAAGCGCAAGGCGAAGAAGGCACAUGGGAGUGUCAAAGAGGUCGUGAAGAUCGCUGGCUUUUCGUGGGAGGUGUCAGAGCUAGCCAACAGCCCGCCGAAGCCGGAGCCGAGCUACGACUGGCCGCCGAGCGAUUCUUGGCUCCAGGUGCCGCCUUACAUCGAGCCCAGGCCGCCCAGCCCGUCCACUUCGUCGACGGCCCUUGCCAUCCCAUCGUUGCCCGUACUCGAGCAGCAGACGCCAAGCCUGGGCACAAUCAUAGACUCCGUAAACAAGCUGCUGAACGAGCCGGAGAGCACUUACCUACCCCUAGGGCUGCCCCAGUACAGCCUCGCCGACCUGCAGAGGGCGAUGGGCGCUUCAGACGCCGAAAUGGCAGUUCUACAACAGCUCGGCGAGGCGUCGUGUCUCCAGGAGGAAAUUGACGACAAAUCCACUUUGCAACUCCCUGAGGAGGAGUGGGGUGAGACUUGUAUCAUGGACCUUGACAACCAACCACAGCAGCAGCCGGUUGUUUCGAGCAGCGUGGUUGAACCGCAGAAUGAAGAGUCGCCUUCUGCCGUGCCCAAUUCCUUCUACAAGCCUCGCAACUUCCUCCGCGACGAGCCGAAGAAUCCUUUGUGUCGGCGUCCUCCUUCGCCAAGGCUCAGCUCGAGCACAUCGCUCCUCGCUGCCUACAACGGGAAGGAGGUCGUCUGCCCGUCCUGCUCGUCCCAUUUCAUGGGGUUCCAGGCGCUGCAGAAACACGUCAACACGGUGCACGCAAGCCAAGACACCGCACAUGGUGGAAAAAAGGGCCUGGCUGGAACUAAUAAAUUGGAUUUGACGGCAGCGUUGACGAGGAGAGUCGUGCUGAAUUCGGUGGGCUCACGCCUCGUCUGUUACGAGUGUCUUCAAAUCCUUCCGAGCAACAUAAUGUCGGCCCACCUCGAAAACGACCACCAGCUCGACCCGUCAGACAUAUCGAAGUGUUCAACCGUCUCGGGCGACCCUAUCAACGGGCCGGUCGGAGGCGAGAGGCUCAAGAGCAAGAUGUCAUCUGCACUUGGUGACCUUCUCGACAAGGCUGUGAACAACCUACUCUCUGCCAAAAUCAAACACGAAAACCCCCUGACGGGAGGCGCUGUGGAACUGCUUACCAGGCUAUGCUCUGUACGGAGGCGAGAAGGGACAGGGAAACACAGCACGAGAGAGUUAUUCAUGAGACUGAAAAUGGGUGAAAAACAAGAGCCGAACAUGGAUGACGUGUCACUCAAACCGACAGUGUCUCGACCCUUCAGCUGCACCAUUUGUGGACAGAAAUUUUCUCUGGCUUCGUCACGUAACAAACACGAAGUCUUGGCACACAGGACAUUCUGCCAGCACGAGGAAUUUUCCUCUGUCUAUAAUGAUUUUGAGGAGUACGAUAACGAUUGGAGGGAGGCACCAUCACCAACGGGGUCGACUAGCGAAGGAAACACAGAGCAUGAAUGGAACCCGACUUGUUCAGAUUGUGGCCUGAGUUUUACAACACUUCAUGAAUUGAUGAAGCACAGGAUUGAGGACCACAGCAGGAACCGGCGUCCAUCUAUCGAAGGCACGUCGUCCUCGUCUUCCUCGACCGCCCCGAUGUGCAGGACGCUUGAGCGUAGUGUCUCGCUCGACUCACCUCCCAUUGGCGAUUUGCUCCCGAAAGACAGGAGGCCUGCGGCGAAAAGGAGCCGAGGUCGUACGCAGAAGAAGGCGACAGUCGGUCCGAUGGUGAGGGCGAAAGCGGAGGCAGCCCUCCGCCAGCUCAACGUCCCCCGUAAGAAGCAGCUACCGGUUGUGUUGCAGUCUCCCCCUGCAGCAGGGGAAAUUUCAAACACCUGCAUACUUAAAAUGGAAAAAAAUGAAUAGAACUAGGGGGUAAACAAAGUUUUUUCUACGAGGGGGCCAAAAAAAAAACCUGAACAAAAAAACAGCAAAACUGCCUUUUAUUUUUCAACUUGGUAAAAUAAGAAUUUAUUAUAUAUAUUUAAACAAUUUUUGUUUGGCUGUAAAUAAUAUCUAAUGUAUAUAAUUAUUAUUAAACAAAAACUUUAUUAAGGAAAAUAAUUAAAAUUUUUUGGAUUUUGGGUCUUUUCGCAUUUUUAAUUAUUUUAAUGUUAUAAAUACUGAAUGAUAGUAGUAUAUAUAUGUGUUAUUAUAAAUUGUGUUAAGAAAAAAAUUAUUAUUAUUAUUUUUUUUUUAACAACGGCUGUGAAAGCUUUGUAGUUAAUUUUGUAAGUACUAGUCUAGAAAAACGGCAAAAAAAUUCCACCCACUCCCCCAUACGGUUAUUAAUGUUAAAACAAAAUCGGAUCUCAAUCUCGUUAAAAAAAAAUUAAUUAUUAGACUAGUCGAGUAUCGGAGGGCGUACGCUGAGAGGAAAAUAAAAAA